Molecule: messenger RNA, 5799 nt
Organism: Selaginella moellendorffii
Lineage: Eukaryota; Viridiplantae; Streptophyta; Lycopodiopsida; Selaginellales; Selaginellaceae
Product: myosin-2 heavy chain-like
Exons: 10
Coding region: 244-5799 (1851 amino acids)
Source: RefSeq, a predicted model, not a curated record
AUGGGGCGACGAGAAUGCGAGUGCCGACAGCACAGGGAUGGCGCCGCGUUUCGACUAACGCGAUGCGCGCCUCCCGCUUGUCGUCUUCACAGGAGCGCUGUUUUAAGUAUUUUUCCUUUCUCUCCUCCUUCUGGAAUGAGGCUGUGUCUAGCGGACUUCCCUCUCGCUUGUUUUCAACCAGCACAGAUUAUAAGCGCUUCUGGGGAAGUUUCUUUUCUCGAAGGAUGCUGAAUGGUCUAAACAAUGUUAAAGUUCAAGAAAAAUCCUGGAGGGAAGAUCAAAGAGAAAGUGGUGUUCAAGUUCCAAUUUCAUGUUACACGGGUUCCACCGGCUGGAUGGGAGAAGCUUAAAGUGUCUCUUAUACCACAGGACACUGGAAAACGCAGCAAUAAAACCACCAAGGCUGCCGUCGAGUAUGGAUGCUGCCGCUGGCCCGAUCCUCUCGUGGAGACCACGAGACUUAUACAAGACGCCCAGUCUGGGAAGUAUGACUCUAAGCUCUACAAAAUCGUUGUUGGUGUGCGAACAAAAAUUCUCGGAGAUGUUACCAUUAACUUGGCUGAUUUCGCAAAUGGUCCAUCGAAUUCACUAGCCGUGCCUCUCCAAAAUUGUCGAGGAAAUACGCUCCUUCACGUAAAAAUCAACUCUUUAACGUCCUUGAGGAAAUCGCGAGAGCUUAGUGUUCAAGAUGAGCAAUCCUCUGAUUCUGAAGUCGAUGCUGACAAUAUUUCUGUGGCGUCAUCCACUAGCCAAGCGCUUAGUGGUCCUGUUCAGAAGUCGGUUUCUUCACCAAGAGAUAAUGGGUCGUCGCUGCGUGACACCGAUCUUGAACCAUUUACACCUAGAGAAUUCAACGGUAGCGUCAAAGAGUUUUUUGGCGACCCUCCUUCUCCAGCUAGCUCUGUAGGAGGCUAUGAGAGAAGAAGGCGCAGGUUCAGUCAGGGGUCAUUUCCAACAAUCUCUUUGGAGCCCCAGCUUGGUAGAACAGGUAGUGGCUCGGGCAUGAGAAAUAUUGAGUCGCUUAGCAAUAUGGACAGUGACACUCCCAGGAGCAUUAUGAGCGUGAGGUCGUCAUCUUUUCGAAGUAAAUCGCCGAUUGAAGCCGAGGCACCAGCUCCAGAUAAAUCGAUUCAGGAGCUGCGCAUGGAAGCCGUAACAUGGCAAAGACGUGCCCGAAAUCUGAGUAGGGAAGUCCAGAAGCUGAAGCAGGAGAAUGGUGGCGGACCAAAGCAGUUACUGGCAGAUAAGCUUAAACUAGAGCUGCAAACUGCAAAGCAGGAGCACGAAGCUAAUGAGCAGAGACUGCGCAAGGAGGCCGAAGAAUUAGCAAGGUCCAUAAGCGAUUUGAAGAUGGAGCUGUCCUACGAGAAAGAAGCAAGCCUGAACGCGAGCAUGCAAUUGAGAAAAGCUCAGGAGUCCAACAUGCAGCUCGUACUGGCGAUACAAGACAUGGAGGAGUCUCUAGAGGAGCAGCGAAAAGAAAUGGAAGAGCUUUCUUCACUCAAUCACAACCUUGAAGCUUCUGUACAUGCUGCCAAGACUCGAGAAGAGAAUCGGGAAAGUCAGUGGUCUGAGAAGCUUGUAGCUAAAGAAAACACGAUCAAAGGCCUGCAAGCUAAGCUUGAGGACUUGCGGAAAAGUCGGUCUGAGAUUAAGCGGGAGCUGGCCACUGACGACGAGGUGAGCCAGAGUACCGAAGAAAUGGCUAAAGAGUUGAAGGAGUUGACGGACGAAAAUAUGGAGCUGAUAUUCAAGCUGAACAAGGCAACUAAAGAGUUCGACAAGCAAAAUGACGAUGACCGUCAGGAAGUGGAGAGGCUCAAGGCUUUAGUAGACGAGCUCGAGAAGAAGCUGGCAGCAACUGAAGAGUUCCAUCAGGUUCAGCACUCCAGCAAUGAAAAGCUUAUGGUCCGCCUUCAGACUUUAAUCCAGGGCUUGAAAAGUGCUAACGCAGACUUGGAAAACCAGCUGAGAAGCUCGGAUGCCGAUAUUCAGAGCUUAAACAACCAGUUGGAGCGUGCAAAGUCUGAGCUGACUCUUGCCGGACAAGAGCAGAAAAGACUAACGAGGCUGGUGGAGGAUGCAAACACAGUUAAAGCUCAACUGGAAUCUGAAGUUUCAGCUUUGGUGUUUCGAGCACAGAAGCAUGACAAGGAAAUGUCGGACUUGUUGCACGACUUCAACUCUAAGCUGCUGCAAGUAACGGAUUUAGAGGCCAGGAUUUUACAGCUCGAGAUGCUAAACAAUGGCUUGGAGAUGAAGAUGCAGGACUCCCAAGAGCUGGACAAGUCACGCAUUCUAGAUUUGGAGUUACAGGUGUCAACCCUUGCGAGCAGUUUAGAAGCAGCGGAUGCGCACAGGAAGGAAUUAGAAGAGAAAGUAGUGGACUUGGAAGCGGAAAAUGAUGGAUGGAACCGCAGCUUUGAGGAAUCUACUAGGAAAGAGGCUGAGAAGCUUUCAAGUCAGCUGGACAGUGCAAAGAUGGAGUUCGACAGGCAUGUUGCGGAGUUGGAGGAUGAUUUAGAAAAAGCGAGACAGGAUUUAGAAGCGCAAUUGAGCAGAUCGAAGAAAGAAAACGUCGAAGUCAAUGAAACGGUCACGAGAAAGGAUGCAGAGGUUCAGUUUCUUGUAUCAGAGCUUGAAGCGUUGAAACUACAACUUAGUGCGGAGCAGGGCCGAGGUCGGGAAAUCGAAAAACAGAAAGCUGUACUUGCUGCUACAAUGAACGAGUAUAAGUCGAAAUGGAUAGCGUCGGAUACGCUCUGUGAGACGCAUUCUCGUGCCCGAAGGGACCUUGAAGCGCAGGUGGAAAGAUUAAAAGCUGAACUUUCCAAGGCCUCUACGUCCAGUCAUUCUUUGCGGUGCCGCAUCAGAGAACUUGAGGAAAGUCUAUCAGAGUUGACGGCAGAACAUCUCAAGACAACACAAAACAUGGAGGAAGAAAGUAAAUUGGUUGCAAAGAAGAUUUCAUCUUUAGAGGCCGAGAGGGAAUCAUUGAAGUUAGAGCUUGAAGUUAGUCAAACAGAGAAGGCUGUAUUGGAGCGUGAGGCAGUGCAUAUUGCAGAGGAGAAGACGGCUCUUGAGACUACAAAGAAUUGCCUGGAGCUUACUUGCAGUGAGCUCAAUAUGAAGGUUGAGAAGCUGGAAGAAGAUCGUGAGGCUCACAGACUAGCAGAGGAAAAACUGGAGCUACAAGUAAAGGAUUUGACUGAUACGUUUAGAAGUCUUGAAAAUACUUUGGGAGUGCGGGAGAGCUCCAUCAAGGAGCUGGAGGGGACUUUAAAAGUCACGGAGAGCAAUCAUGACGAGGCUGUCAAAAAGCUUGCAAGAGAUGUUGCUGGACUAGAGGAAGACAACGUGAAGCACGUCAAAGAAAUAUCUAUGCUACAAGAACAUUUGUCCACGCUGACAAGCGAGCUAAAACGCUGUGAGCUAGAUGCUGAAAGCAGAGAUGCGCGAAGCAGAGGAGAAAUGCUAGAGCUUGAAGAGAAAGUGGUAUUGCUAGAGAACGAGCGUGAGGCUCUUAAGCAGGAUGGACGCAACUUGCACAUGCAUAUCGGGGUUCUCAAGGGUGACAUAGCGAUGCGGGUUGGCACCCAAGGUUUGCUGGAAAGACGAGCCAAGGAGCUAGAAGAUCAGAUAUGUAGCACGGUGGAAAUUUUAAAGGAGUGCCAACGUGAGAAAGCUGCUGCUGAAGAUCACAACAGAGAACUCGAAGCUGCAGUAGAAAAAUGGGAACGUACUGGGCAGGAGCUAGAGGGAACAAUCGCAAAACUGGAAGGAGAGAGGGAUGCUCAAGGUCUGGCACUGAAGGACCUCGAACUGCAAGUCAAGAGCCUUAAAAGCACAGUCAGCUCCCUCGAAAAUUCUGGACAUGUACGUGAGAACCGUGUCAGAGAACUUGAAGACACCUUAUCGAUCACUGAGCAGUCCGAAAAGAGGUUGACGGAGAAAUUAGAAGAGGACCAUGUUAAGCAUGCUGAAGAAGUUUCAAGUUUGCAAGAAAAUGUGCGCGCUCUGGCGAGGGAGCUGGAAAGCUGCAAGUGCUAUGCAGAAGAGACACAAUUGCUAAACAGCCAAGAGAAGUCGAGGCUUGAAGAAAAGGUGCUACAGGUUGAGAACGAGCGUGAUGAUCUCCAGCAGGAUGCACGGAACUUGGAAACACAGGUGGAAGCUCUCAAGAACGACAUCAUAGUGCAUCUUGGUACUCAGGAACUUCUACAGCAUAGCCUACAAGGAAAGCUAGAGGAACUUCUCGGCUUGGAGUCCAAGGUGUUGGUUCUAGAGUCCGAUUGCAACCUACUCAAGAACGACCGGGACGGCCUGGAAAUGCAGGUGGCAGAUUUCAAGCACCAGGCCUUAGACAGUGCAGUGUUGAACGGUGUGCUACAAGAUCAGGUGACCGAGCUGACUGCCACCCUCAGCAGUAUAGGCCGAGAAAGAGACGCUCUAAUGGAGUCGUGGAAUGCGGAGAAAAACAAAGCAAUCCACGCCGAGCAACGGCUGGAAACGUUUGUUCAGGACAGAGAAAAGCUAGAAUGGCUUUUGCAGCAAACGGAAACCAUUGCCCGACAGAUGUCACAGGUCGAAGCAGGCGGACUGUCUCUAGAGGCAACGCUGGAGGAAGCACGCCAGAAGAAUAGCCAACUCGAUCACAAUAUAGAGAAGCAAGAGAUCGAGGCAAAAGAUAUUGGAUGCAAAGUUGAGCAGUCUGUCGCAACUCUCUUCAAACUUGCCAGUCAGAUGGAAAACGAGAUGGAAGAUAUGAGGGUUGCCAACAGGGACUGCGCUUCGAAGCUGGGCAAGUGUGAGCAAGAAGUUCUGGCUUUGAAGGUCGAAAACGAUGCGUACAAACCGGAAAUAGUGGAUUUGAAGACCACUCUAUUAAAUCUUAAGCAGGACAAGUUGGCUUUAGAAGCGAGGAUACAAGAUUUGGAGGCUGAAAAGCUGAGGCUGCAAUGCCAGGUUCAAGUUCAACACCUCCAAGGGCACACCGAGAGUGAGAAAUUGGAUUUUAUUUCGGCAAGGCUACAAGCUCUUCGAUCUAAUCUGGACAAAGUAAGCGAGAGAAACGUGCUUCAGAAAAUCGAAGAGCUGAAGCGGGAGUACAAACAAGAGGAAGCUGACGUUCAUGACAAGUUAAUUUUGUUGGAGGUUCAACUUUCUUGUAAAAUGAAUGAGAUUGAAGCACUGAAACAAGAGCACCAAGAAAAAGAGGCUACACUUCAAACUAAAGUCGACUAUCUGGAAACGACCAUGGGACGACAAAUGGACGCUGGUCUUGAGCAAUUCCAAGUUGAGGUGGCAAGGCUUCAAACGCAGCUAGCGCUCUGUGCUCAGCGUGAACGUGACUUGGUGUCAAAGUUAAGCAUGCAGGAGAUAUCUGAGAAAGAAGUUUGCCGGUUACAACAGGUGAAUGAACAGCUUGAGAUCACCGUGAUGAAAUUGAGAGCUGUGUCUGAAUGUGGCAAUCUUCUUGAUAGAGUCCUAACACUGGAAACAGAAUUGGCUGAGGCCUUAGAAACAAGCAGAAUCUAUAAGUCCCAGCUCCAAAAUUCAAUCGCUUCAUCAGACAACGUACAGCAAACUGAUGUUAGCAUCGAGAGAAUAUUGUCAGAUUUGAAGAUGUACAUGCGGAGAUCAUCAGAAUUGCAGAUGGAACUAAAAGACAUGCAAGAUAGAUAUACUCAAAUGAGCCUGAAGUUUGCUGAGGUUGUGGCUGAGAAAGAGCAGCUUAGUUUUGCUUUGAAAAAUUUACAAACGUCAUCGGAAAUACUUAGAAAAACACCAUCUUUUUGA